Messenger RNA from Rotaria sp. Silwood2, 2181 nucleotides. The record is from the annotation of a GenBank genome assembly. NCBI's taxonomy places the organism in Eukaryota, Metazoa, Rotifera, Eurotatoria, Philodinida, Philodinidae.
AUGUCAAAAUUAUCAACAGCCUUAUCGUUGGAUAAAACAUCAGUUAAUAUUGGAACAACAGUUGUUGAUGAACGUCUUCAUCAAAGUAUAACACUUCGUAAUGAUGGUGGUUUAGGUACAAAUUAUCGUCUGGUUAAAACAAAUUUAUUAGGUACUGAACAAAAUAAAACUCAAGUUGUUAAUAAUCAUAAAGAAGAAAUAAAAAGUGACGAACGAAAAUCAUCAUUAGAAAAAGAAAAAUCAACCGUAUCAGAUGUAACAGAUAUAGCUAAUAAAGCAUAUGUUGAAGUUUUUACAAUAAAAGCUGAGGAACGCGGUUUUCUUGCAUCACAUUCCUCUAUUUCAUUUACAAUUGAAUUUAGUGCUCCUGUAGCUGGAACGUUUCAUGAAGAAUAUACUCUUGUAUUUGAUCAAAAUAUUCCUGAAUUACAUUUUUCUGUUAAUGCUCAAUCACUUGAUGUACCUGUUUGGAUAGAAAAUUCUUCGAUGGAUUUUAAAAUUUGCAUGUUUGAUCGUUUAUAUCAAGAUGCACUUAUUCUACAUAAUCGAAGUUCAGCUGCACUUCGUGUUUCGGUUGAUAUUCAACCACGUAUAUUACAAAAUCAUAUUGAAAUUGUUCCACGUACAGCUUAUAUUCAAGCAAAAUCAAGUUUUAGUUUACAAGUUAAAUUAACUGCACAUCCAUCAAUAAUUGAUGAUAGUUUAUCAAAUGAAAUAUUUGAUUCACAAUUAAAUACAUUAAUUAUUCCACUUGAAGUUAAAGUAGCUGAUCAAAUUCGAACUGUACCAUUUAGUAUAAGUGCGAUAUUAACAACAAGUGAUUUACAAUUUGAUGUUGAAAAUAUUGAUUUUGGAUGUUGUACAACAAGUGAAAGUGUUUUAACUAAAAUUCAAUUAAAAAAUAAUUCACUAUUAGCACAACCAUUUGGAUUUGUUAAUUUACCUGAUUACAUUCAAGUGCAACCAAAUGAUGGUUUUGGUACCUUAUUACCUGAAGAAACUAUUGAUUUACAUGUUUUAUUUAGUCCAACAGCAACAAAAGAAUAUCGAUGCACACUUAUAUGUAAAUCACUUGUUAAUCGUGAAUUUACAAUUGAAUGUCAAGGUGUUGGUGUUUUACCACCACUCUCUUUAUCAUCGACAGUUAUUCAUUUUCCAGCUACACCUAUUAACGAUCAAUCAAUUGUUAGUUUUUAUGUUGAAAAUCGACAUUUAGAUAAAAAUCAUUUUAAACAUCCAGUACCACGUAUUGGAAACGGUGAAUUUGCUCCAAUUUGUCCAACAUCAUUUCAAUUUGAUAUUCCAGCAAAUGCACCAAUUACAAUUUCGCCUCUUGUUGGUACUGUUGAACCAGGAAAAAGACAAAAAAUAACAGUACGAUUAGCACCUAAAUUAGAUACUGAACAAAUUCGUACUGAAUCAAUUCGUAUAAGAGAAGCCGAAUUAAAACGACAAUUAGAAUCGAAAGAAAAAGAAUCAUCACAUCGUGGCGAAUCAAGAGCUAGACCUACAGGAACAGCCGCUUCAGUAAGUCGAAGACUUGACACUCAUGGAACUAUGAAUACUGAAAUUCGUCUUCCUGCUGCUGCAGAACAAUCAACUGUUUGGUCUAUAGCUCAAUUAUCUUUAUUAAAAUCAUUUCCAUCAUCACUUUCUUCGUUUAUUAUACCAUGUUAUACUGCAUCGGGUAUAUGUCAAAAACCUGGUACAUUAAGUUAUGAUGUUGCAAAUACAUUAUUUAUUCAAAUACAUUGUCCUAUUGUAAAACCAGAAAUGAUUGUUAUAUCUGAUUAUGGACAAACAACAAUUGAUUUUGGUUCAGCAUCAAUUGGACAAGAAUUAUCACGUACAAUUCUUAUACAAAAUAUAAGUAAUAAAUCAAUACAAUUACAUAGUACUUUAUUAAAUAUUAGUGGACCAUUUCGAUUAAUAAAUGCUUUACGACGAGUUGAACCAGGUGAUACAACACCAAUUAAAUUAGCAUUUACACCAAAUGCAACAAUUGAGUUUUUGGAAACAUUGGUAUUAACUAGUGAAAGUUCAAAAUUAACAUUAUGUUUAAAAGGUACUGGUCUUAAACCUAAUGUUCAAUUAUCAUUUGAUACAAGCAAUCCAUUUUCAAUGGGAUGUGUUCUAGCUAAAGAUCGUACUGAGAAAACCUUUCAAGUAAGAUUUUAUUAA